UUGAGUCCCAUUUGGCAGCUGCGGACUGCCGGACAGACAGACGGACGGCGGUGGCGAUCGAAGGCGCAGGGAGGCCCGCGCGGCGGGAGGGAAGAGACGUCCGCAGGGCAGGCAAGAGCCAGACCCGCUGCCUCCCCCGACAGAGCCAUGGACAGCACCGACAACGCCACCCUGCUUUUCGGCACCGACAAUGGCACCCUGCUCUUCGGCCAGUCCACGCUGCCCCCGGACAAUUACACCUUGUCGCCCACCGCCAGCAGCCUGAGUCCCGGCUCGGACGCACCCCUCGCGCCGGCCUCCAGCGCCGGCCCCGGCCCCGGCCCCGUGCUCAGUGUGACACCCGGGCCCGGAGUCAGUUUCAGCCCCGGCCCCACACCGACCCCGGCGCCGACGGCCGGCAGCUUCGCGGGCGGCGCGGGUGGCCCAAGCCCGACCCUGUUCGCUCGGCCCGAGGCGGCCCACGAGCCCCCGUUCUGGGACACGCCGCUGAACCAUGGGCUGAACGUGUUGGUGGGCGCCGCCCUGUGCAUCACCAUGCUGGGCCUGGGCUGCACGGUGGACGGGAACCACUUCGGGGCGCACGUCCGCCGGCCGGUGGGCGCGCUGCUGGCCGCACUCUGCCAGUUCGGCUUCCUGCCGCUGCUGGCCUUCUUGCUGGCGCUCGCCUUCUCCCUGGACGGCUCGGCCGCCGUGGCGGUGCUCCUGUGUGGCUGCUGUCCCGGCGGGAAUCUCUCCAACCUCAUGUCCCUGCUCGUGGACGGCGACAUGAACCUCAGUAUCAUCAUGACCAUCUCCUCCACUCUCCUGGCCCUGGUCUUGAUGCCCCUGUGCCUGUGGAUCUACAGCCGGCCUUGGAUCGACACUCCCCUGGUGCAGUUACUACCCAUAGGGACAGUGAUCCUGACCCUCUGCAGCACUCUCAUCCCCAUCGGUUUGGGCGUCUUCAUUCGCUAUAGAUACAGCCGGGUGGCUGACUACAUUGUGAAGAUUUCCCUGUGGUCUCUGCUAAUGACGCUGGUGGUCCUUUUCAUAUUGACCGGCACUAUGUUAGGACCCGAACUGUUGGCCAGUAUUCCAGCAGCUGUUUACGUGGUAGCGAUUUUUAUGCCUUUGGCAGGCUAUGCCUCAGGCUACGGCUUAGCUACUCUCUUCCAUCUUCCGCCCAACUGCAAGAGGACGGUGAGCCUGGAAACAGGGAGCCAAAAUGUGCAGCUCUGUACCGCCAUCCUGAAACUGGCAUUUCCACCACAAAACAUAGGAAGUAUGUACAUGUUUCCCUUGCUUUAUGCCCUUUUCCAGUCUGCAGAAGCAGGGAUUUUUGUUUUAAUAUAUAAAAUGUAUGGAAGUGGAGUACUGCACAAGCAAGAUCCUCUAGAUGAAGAUGAAGAUACAGAUAUUUCUUAUAAGAAACUGAAAGAAGAGGAAAUGGCAGACACGUCCUAUGGCACAGUGAAAGCAGAUAAUUUAAUUAUGAUGGAAACCACUCAGACUUCACUCUAAAUAUGAAGAUACACAGGAGAGUUUAUCUUGCUGAAAUACUACUUCAUAUUUAUGGUCUGUGGUAGUGUCUAUGGUUUACAUAAAGAACAACAGCUGGUUCACAUCAUUAUACAUGUAACGAUUUUGAUCUACCCACCAUAAGAUUGCAUUGGUAUAUUAACCAAGCAUUUACAUAAACUACAAAUCAGUGUUGUAAAGUAACUUGCACCUGGGACUGCUAGGUUGCUGGCCUGAACAAGUGUGGUUUUUGGUUUUCACCAUGACCAAUAUCUAUGACUGUUUCAAAUAUGUUAAACAGGGUCUUGGAAAUGUAGAAUUUUGAUGCACUAUCUUAUAUGAGUAAAAACAUGCUAUAUUUGUAAAGCAUAAUUGAGUUGAAUGUAAUUGUUGUUAAAACAAAGUGUGCUUGCUCAGUUUAUAAAUACUUGACACUGUUAAAAUUUGACCUGUAUUCAGACAAAUCCCCAAACAGGUCAAUUAAACAAUGAAAUAUAA
This is a messenger RNA of Bubalus bubalis (water buffalo), 1995 nucleotides long. RefSeq names its product solute carrier family 10 member 4 (gene SLC10A4). The record is from RefSeq and is a predicted model, not a curated record. NCBI's taxonomy places the organism in Eukaryota, Metazoa, Chordata, Mammalia, Artiodactyla, Bovidae. Gene Ontology annotation, biological process: bile acid and bile salt transport. Gene Ontology annotation, molecular function: bile acid:sodium symporter activity. The coding region runs from base 148 to 1500 and encodes 450 amino acids. Gene Ontology annotation, cellular component: membrane. The transcript is spliced from 3 exons.